This is a messenger RNA of Plasmopara halstedii, 633 nucleotides long. RefSeq lists its product as hypothetical. Lineage: Eukaryota; Oomycota; Peronosporomycetes; Peronosporales; Peronosporaceae. Bases 1 to 633 code for a protein of 210 amino acids. The transcript has 4 exons. The record is from RefSeq and is a predicted model, not a curated record. Gene Ontology annotation, molecular function: transmembrane monodehydroascorbate reductase activity.
AUGGUCCAGAAACUGGAAUUGCUGGUGCUUAGCGUCCUGCUAGCAGGCCCCUGUGUCACAAUUCUAUCUAAAUGCGUUGCGUCACCAUCUUUGUUUGCUGUACAUCCGGCCGCCAACGCGAUUGCCUUUCUACUCUGCUUUCCACUUGGUAUUUACACGAUGCUGGAGCGCAAGAUCGUGACAGAUUAUAAAACGCGAAUUCUUUUAUCCAAGGUACAUAUGGGGUCGCAAGUACUUGCGAUGAUUCUGUUAAGUACCGGUGGUGCGGCAGCUUUCUUGACUAAAAGUAUAAAUGGCAAAAACCAUUUUACGUCGACACACUCAUGGCUUGCAGUCGUGACAACCACAGUGACCGUACUGAACAUGCUGGGGGGCCUCGCUACUACCUUUGGCGGUACGAAGACGAGCUGGCAAUGGAAGAAUGUAGGUCAUCGUAUCGGGGGAAUGGUUGCAUUCUUGUGCGGAGGUGUUAGUGUCAUUCUAGGCGUGUACAGCGGUAGCUGGGGUAUCACGCAUCUGGGUGAUGCUGUCCAGCCAAAAGUAGCAAUUUCCGUAGCUGCUGCUUACUUGCUGCUAUUUUUUAAGCUCGUUUUUGGCAAUUUUGCAUCGGGCUUGGCCAAGAAAAGCAGUUAA